Messenger RNA from Xyrichtys novacula (pearly razorfish), 18201 nucleotides. The record is from the annotation of a GenBank genome assembly. NCBI's taxonomy places the organism in Eukaryota, Metazoa, Chordata, Actinopteri, Labriformes, Labridae.
CUCAGCGGCCGCCUUCAUUAAGCCUCCUCCACCGUCUGCUCUGCUUCACUGUGUCUGUGCCGGCCCGCGUCUCAGCAACAAGAUGAUGUUCUGCAGCAGCAUCUUGGCUUUGCACCUUUUCCUCUGCGUUUAUUCUCUGCCUCCACACGACCGCAGGACUGUCAGCAAGCACAAGCAGCUGCAGGUGAGUUUGAAACGCUCUGAAGGUGAAGGGUAAAGUUUGAAUGAGGAGAAAGUAUGAGCUGGUGAGAAAAUAGAGGACAUUUGUGAGAGUGAGACAAGAGACUGAGCCACAGAAUCACAUGUGAGUGAUUAUAUUUAAUGAGAGUCACUUCAAAGCUUAAUAAGGUUAAAAAUGAAGUCAUACUGUGUCCAACUUUUUGUCCAGCUGUAAUCAAAGGCUGCGCUCCUUUUUAGUUUCUAACAAAGCUGCAUGUGAACUUUGAGCUCAAUCUGUGAGUGCUUUUGUUCCUCGAGUCUGCUCGUUUUAUUGGCUUACAUUUAUUGUGUCUUUGUUAUGAGAUUUUUACUGAGUUUGACACUUCCCACAGCUACAGGAGAGCUUUAAAGCUGUAAAAAUAUUUGAAAGCUUGAAUUGUUUUCACUCAAAACCCCUGUAAAGAUAAUAAAUCUAAAUUAUCUGAGAAUCCUGAUUUCUAUAAAACAUUUCUUGCCCUGCAUGCAGGAUCAUUUAUCACAUUCUUGUUUUGUGCUAAAAGUUAGAGAAGAUCAACUUUUGUUUCAAACUUUCUGCAGAUUUUUGGCUGCGCUCCUUCUUUCCGGUAAAUCUGUCAACUGCUUGUGUUAGACGUUGAGAUUAAGCAAGCAGAGGCAAGUCAUCUGGCACCCGGUGAAGGAUAAAAACUUGGCUUGUUUGCUGACUCAGGAGAAACGGAGAAAACAGCAGAAAGCUGCUCUCAAAGAUUUGAGUGAGCUGCUCCUUUGAGGCUUUUUAUUUGUGCAUCCUUCAGAGUGUCUGCAGAAAACAAGCAGAGCUGCCAAACAUGAUGAAACGACAAAAGAAUCCUAUAUAUGAUCCUUCAUAUUUAAGUGCUCAAAAUGUCACAUAAUGGGUCUUCAUUGUUGACAGAUUAAUCUAUCAAACACGCAGCCAAGCCCUGACGGCAUAGUACGAGCGCUAAGACUCCUGUAUUUACCCAAGAACUGAGUUAACAAACAUAUUUCAGGUACCGCACCUGUUAUUACAUUUUGGAUUUUUUGUUUUCUAUCUUCCACUCCUUCACAUGUCAGGGGGAAAUUUUGUUUGCUCACCUCAAAGUUUUGAUGCUUCACUAGAAUGUAAUGUUUGAUUGUCUUGAAAUGUGAUGAUCUUCCUUGAAAAAGUCACUGUCUGGAUGGCAAUGUUGUCCACUUCCCCUCAGUCCAUCUUAUAGAGCUCAGGUCCAGAGAAGUCUCUGAUGUUUGUAGAUCAUGUUUCCGUCUGGUCUCCUCUUUGCAUUGUUCAGUUUUAACCUCAUUUGUGGAUGCAGUGAUGAAUUGUAUUGGUUUUUGGAAGUGAUUUACAGUCCAUGUGGUGAUUUCCACUACAGAGUCCUGUCUCUUUUUAAUGCAGUGCUGCCUGAGAGCCUGAAGAUCAGGAUGAUCCAGUCUUAGUUUUGGUCCUUGUCCCUUGUGUUCAGAGAUUUCUCCAGAUCCUCUGAAUCUUUUAAUAAUAUUAUGUUCUAUAGAUGAUGAAAUCCACUCAUUCUUUCACAUUUGACACUCAGGAACAUUUUUCUGAAACUGUUGAACUAUCAGCUCACACAGUCUCUUACAGAGUGAUGAACCUCUUCCCAUCUUUCCUUCUGAGAGACUCAGCCUCUCUGAAUGUCCUUUUAAUACCCAAUAAUGUUACUAGCCUGUUGUGAUACUUUUGCAAGCUUGGGAUUCUGAAAACCUGUUUUACAACCUUUGAACUUUUUACAAGCCAAAAAAUCAACCAAUCAUUAAUAAGCAGAUAAAUCAUGAAUUUCUUUGGGCAGUUCUGGUGGUAGCAGUGAUAUGGAGAAAUGGGGCCCUACUUUACCUCAAAUUCAGUAAGUCAAAGUCAUUCACUAAAAUGUUUACAGUGACUCUUCUUGUACAUGGUGUUUAUAUUCAGAGUAAAGCAGAACAGGUGAUACGCUGAGUGAAAGUUCACAACAGUUUAGGGUUUGUUUGUGAUAAAUGGGCCAGACCACUCUUCACGGCAGAGGCCACAAGUACAGGUUUGAGUUAUUUACACAAUCUCUGUUUCCUCGAGCUUUGAGUUAAACAUUAUGUAUAUGUUCAUGAUUUUAGUGAAGGUCUGUUAAGGUUUCGCCUGUCGCUCUGAGGUGCUGAUAAUGAAAGAUAAUUACACACUUCACACCUUAAGGUAGCUGCAGUUAUUAUAGAAGCAAUAAAUCCAGUUUUAUUGUGUGAUAUCAUCUUUAACAGAUGACUAAUAACAUUUGCAGCUCCAAUUCAACUUAACUAUCUACUAUUGGACUACGUCAAAUUAAAGAGUCUAUACUAAAGGUCUGGAUGAUAACAUGAGAGGUGUUUUGGUCUUUGUAUGUACUUAUAGUAGUACUGACCAAUCAGGCAUCAGCAGGCUUUGGUGUCUGCAGGAAAACCAGUCUGUAUACAGAGCAAAAGCAGGAUUAAACAGUCCAACAUAAUGUCAUCCCAGCUCCAGUUGUUAGAAUUUAUUUCUCUGUACAAACAGAUAUCUGCAUGAAGGUCAUGAAGGUUGACUUUUGACUAAUCUGUAUUACGAUGUUAUUUUAUCAAACUGAAGACCUGUUGAUGACGAGAAAAUCACAAGAAAACUGUUUAUUCUUCAGGUUCAUUUAUACUACUGAAGUAAUCCAGAGUGAAGCUUCUGAGUAACUCACUAUUUACAGUAUAACCAUGACUCACCAGAAUAAGCUGACCAGUAAGAUACAAGGACGCCUGUGUAGCUGAUCACUGAACAGAGAAACUGUAAGACUAAGAAGCAGAUGAGUGAGAAGACGGAGUAACUUACUGCUGUAUUUACAGUGAACCCUAGACUUACUGUAGAUAAACAGGACGAUAACUGGGACUCAUCAAAACAGACUACUUGUAACCCAGAGUGAUGCCUCUCUGUAAUCUAAUGUUUACAGUGACUUAUAUGAAGAAGUGAUUCACACACGGCCUCUCGUAACGUUGCAGCUUGACUGUAAACAAUGGAGCAGUGGAGAGAAAAGCAAGUCAUGGCUAGAAGUCUUGUAUCCCUAAGGGGUGGCUAUGCUGGAAUGCUUGAAAUGUUUGCUAUUGUUUCUGAAAAAAAAAAGUAUCAUCAGAUGACAGCAAGCAAGUCCUGAGAUUGGACCAACGGUUUCUCUUUCUUCAACUUCUGCCUUAAAACUAAUUGUGCUUUAUUCUCUGCAUUUUGAUGUUUUUUUCGCAUCUCUGGCUCUAAAAAUCCUCUGUACUGAUGCAUAAAGUGCAUUUACAAACAAUAGUUAUCUACUUGAACUUAAAGCAGCUGUUAUAGUCUAAAUAAAGCUAAAUCAAAAUAAUGAAGAAAGGAGUUUAACCUGCAGAGUCAGCAGCUAAAUCUGCAGCAGCUCCAUUGUUUUAGCCCGUGGUUAUCUGCUGACCUGUGUCUUAACUCUGUUUCUUCUUCUUGGGUUAUUAAACUUUUUGCACAGUAUCUUCUCACCAAUCUGCUCAUGUCUCCAACAACAUUGCAUAUGUUUUGCUCUGCAGGUGUUCAUAACAGAUCUGAUCCUCUAUAUCCUGCAAACACUUGGCAUACUUGUUGGGUUUGUGUACUAAACAUAGGAUACUUGAGGAUAUUCGGGAGGUUUGGGGGUUAAAUAUUUACUCUUGAUGAAUGUCUUCCUUUCUAUGCAUCAUUUAUCUGGAGUUUUCCUGCAGCAGGAAGUCAGAGGAGGUAGAUUGUAUCAUGUUUGCAGUGUGGGGGGAAAUUCAGUCUGGUCAGAUCUUACUAAAAUGCGGUUAUGUUAGUCAUCCUGGUAAAGUCCGAUCAGCAUCCUUACAUGCACACACUCCCUUGCAGACAACCUGAUGUCAUGACUGAACGGGGACUUUCCAGACAUCUGCUCACCGUGUGUGAUGCAGCUCUGUGUGUGUCUGCAUGUGGGGCAUUUUUUCAUGUCAUGUGCAUGUUUCUACUUGCGUGCACACAUUGUAUUUAAAUGUUUGAGUGACAUUAACAAAGACUCCUGGAUGUAACAGAUGCCACCUUCGAGAUAAAACAACAAUGCUCCUCUCUGUAGACGGCUCAAAGCUUCAUGUGGGUUAAAGCUCGGGCACGUCAGUUUGGGAGAGACAGAGAAACCGCAGGGUCCUGCUGCGACAUGCUCUCCAGGAUCACCCCAUCAUACUCGCAGCUUUGUUUCUGAGUCAUGUGACUUUGUGUUUAUGCUGUUCGGAUGAAAACAUGAUUCUUGCCCAAACGCUUUCUUAUUUCUGUCACUCACCGUCAUUUCAGCAGCUUAGUGAAACCUGUGGCUGCAGUUUUAUUAAAAUCCUCUGAAACCUGCCAGAGCAACCACACCGUCUGUUAUGAAGUCUGAGGUGCAGGAAUUUAAACCUGUUUGUUUCAGAUCACAUCAGUCCAGAACCAGUCAGUGAGUGUCUGAUUGGUGAUAUUUUGGGUAUGUGUUGUACUGAAUGGAGUCUUGGAUAACUUUUAUUGGACUUCUGGAUCAAAGUUUACUCUCUGUGUGCUGAAAUCAUUGAAGCCCCUCAAGGAACUUUAGAAACCAGAAUGGAGUUUAGUAAACACAGUGCAUAUUUCUCAUCUGAUGUCUCUGCUGUCCAACAUUGAAAUUUUCCUGAUUUUGAUAUCAAAAUUGAGCUGUACCAUGUUGCAAAUUAUUUCAAAAUAAAUUUUCUUUGUGAGACUGUCAACUUUCAAACCUUAAUCUUUAUGUGUUUCUCCAACAACCAGAAGCUUUUCUAUCUCUUAGAGAAAAUCUGCGUGUUUUUAGAGACUUUAUGGAUCCACUCCCUCAAAAACAAAACUGAUCUGUGAAAAUUUUAGAUUGCAAAUUAAAGAUUGAUUUUAGUGACAUUGUAUUGUUUCUGUUAGCUGAUAAUGUUAAAAUGGGUGCUGACAUCUUUGUUUGGGUUUAAUCUGGAGCUAUAUCUGUAAUCAGUUGACCUCAAGGACCAAUGAGAGGACAGACAUCACAGUCAUCUCUCAGUACAGAAAUACUACUGACUUGAUUUGAGUAGAUUUAUCUGAUUCCUCUUAUUCUGGUAUCAACAAAUAUGCGCUCUCUUUGAGUCAACACAGAUGGACUGCUUGGGUGUUCAUGCCUUACAGAGCAUACUGUCUUUGACACAUUUAUUUGCUUAUUUUAAAGAGGAGAUGAAAAACAAAAUGUUGGCAGCAGUCCUAAGAUGGUCCUAAAACCUGGUCUAACAAAGUGGAGAUCUGGGGGCAGGCUCAUAGAAUAAUGCCGACAUUAUGUCAUACAGAGUGAGGCUUAAACUUAAACUACAUGUGAAAUUUCUGUAACCAGAGAAAUGAACAGAAAAAUAUUUUAUUCGCUCAGCGUCCAGUUUUCGGCAUACUUAGUAUACUAUUAGUUGGUAGUACAACCAGGGCCUGCUGUAGAAAACACAUCCAGACAGCUUAAAACUGACUUACCAGCUUUGUGAUAAAAAACUUUCUUUAAUGACAGAAAACAUGUUUGAGACAUUCGACCUGUAUUUUGAAGUUCUAGUUUGACCCAUGUCCCACCUGUUAACACAGAGAAGGCAGCCUUGGGUGACGUGAAUCAGGUCAAAUGAAGAGGAGGGGGCUGAUGCAUCAGAUGAAGAAAAUGAAAUUUGAGCUCACAGACUACUCAGGUAUAUCGUCUGUAAAUAAAUGUAAAAGUGAGUUAGGUAAUACCCAUUAAUCACACAUGUUGAUGCAGAAAACCUCUGGAGUCUUUUCCUGACAGCGUAAUGAACGGCUGUUUGACCCACAUGGCGCACCUGAGCGGCUCAGGUGUUGUUUUGCAGGGUGACUCAGGGUGAGCGUGCCUUUAAUUGUUUAGAACUUCAAACGUCAGAUUUUAAUCUGUUUUUUAAACAUUUGGGAGUCUCUUUGAUCUGUGCAUUUGUUUAACAAUCAUGUCAGAUCAUUCAUCAAUAAAUUCGACUGUAAUUAGCCUCUCCGUAAAGCUUUAAUCUUUAACUGACCUUGUGUCUGUGAACUGAGACUAAUCCUGUUUGUUUCACCUUCAGCUCUGAAACACAAAGAGCACAGCUGUCUGGUUUUACUUCACAGAUUAGUGGUUUCUGGGAGGUUUCUGAUACAGAUUCAUAUAUCAUAAUUUCACUCUGACAGGCUCUUUAUUACUGUGGCUCAAAGCAAUGAGACUGUAGGUGGUCUGAUAUUCCAGAUACAAACAGUACAAACAUGUUUUCCAGAUUCACCCGAGGUAAGGAUCCGAGUGUUUUGGCUAAGGAAAUGAAGAGGUCAUAAUUUCACAAAAGCUAAUGAGAGAAGGUGGUUUGUGUCUUUUAAAUGAUCCUGUGAAAAUAUACACAAAGGAUUUAUCGAAGUAUGAGUAAUUUUCAGUAGAGGUCUGCUAAAAUUGAUUGAUUGAUUAUUCAGGUAUCAGCAGGCUCCAGUACUUGUGAAAGAUCAACAUCAAGAUGUCAUUUAGGCAAACUGGAAGUAACCUGAUGGCUUUUAUUCAUUGUUUGAAAGAGAAAUCUGAAUAUAAGCAUCAAAAAAUCUGCUCAGAUUUGUCAAAAUGACCCAUCUAAACCCCCUUUGAACAACAUUUUGAUCUCAAGAGGCUUUUCCUUUUUAAUAAUUUUUGGGGAGUUAUCAAUAAUCACCUGUGGCUUGUAGUUACAUGGUACUAAUAAACUAGACCAAAUCGACGCCUUUGUGCAACUUAGUAUUUACAGUAAAACCAAACCGACUAGAAGCAGAUGAACAGGCUCUCCUUUCAUGCCCUUUUUUUGCACACAGAUCUGGAGGAGUGAAUCUCACUUUUUGUAGUCAGUGAAUCUGGAGAUGUGUUUAAAGGCGUGUGACAUAGUGACACAUGACAAGGAUGUACUAUUAAUGCUCACAUAGUAAUUUCAACCUCAAGGCCUCACAGACGUGUGCGUAAACUGUAAGUCCAACGCAUCUUGACAGCCCACUCAGCGUCUUUAGAAGUGGGCUGUGCCGAUAAUCGCAGCGGGACUUGCUGACCACGCUGGCUUCAAAAAGUCAAAUCAGCAGGACAGAAACAACACCGUAUAGGAGGGUAAUGACUCACUGAGGGUCACCCGGACACUCAUUAGAGCUGGAGUUCUGCACUGAUAAUACAGGUUACUAAAAGAUGUCACUCUUGAGUCUGCUGGUACAGUUUCUUUGAUAAACCACACUUUUACGAGGACUGCUCAUAACACUUCAUAAACACUGAGUUGUUAUGGAUACUUAUUAUCAUUCAUAAGGGUUAUUAUAAAGCUUUAUAGAUGCAUUUAUAAGGCUCUAUAAAUGUACUUACACAGUGUUAUGAGAGGUAGGUUCAAAUAAAGUGUUACUUUUAUUUCUUUUACUCUUUUCUUAGUGUUUUAGUCUAUUAUUAUUUUAGCUUUCAGUGUUCUUUUCUGUCUGUUCCUUGGUAAAGCACUUUGGGCAGCCUGUUUGUGUAAUAAAGUUGACUUGGAUUGAGUUAAGCCAUGCAUCCCAUGUACAGAGCAGGCAGCCUGGGUUCGAUUCCUGCCUGGAGCCCCCAUUUCUGGAGCGCCACUGCCCCGAUCUCCCUCCUGCUUUCCUCCUCUAUCUGCUGUCCCAUCUCCUUAAAUAAAGAUACAAAAGCCUGUAAAUAAACAUCAUGAUCAAAAAGUUAUGAACUGCAAUUUCCAAUUUAAACUCCAUGAUUAUUUGUAAUCAAAACAAUUAUUGAUUUGAACAUCUGUGUCUUUGCAGGAAUGGGAUCACAGCAGCAACCAUGUCGGUCUAAAGAAGAGGGGGCGACACGACCAGGACACACUCAACAAAGAUUUCCACAUGAAGACAGUGCUGCUGCCCAAAAAUGACACAGAGUUCUGGAGGCGACCUCGCUGUGGGGUCCCAGACUAUCCCACUUUAACACAGAUGGGCCUGUCAUACUACAACCUGAAGAAGAAGAAGGGAGGCCUGAGACGACAGCAAAGGAAGAAGAGGUUCGCUCUGUUUGGAGGACGCUGGGAGAAGACGGACCUCACUUACAAGUAGGACACAAAUAUUCAGAGUGGUUUCCAUAUGUUUCCCACUAAGUUUUGUCUCAUGGAUGUAAAAGCUGUUGCUGUAAAUUGUUUGUACAUUUAAUUUGUCAAAGAACCAAAGUAAGCAUAAAACUGUGGGGUCAUGUUGUAAUUAGAAGCCACGUCUCUGGAUAAUUGUUAUUUUUCAGACACUGAUAUUUGCCUCAUGUGUUUACCAGUGUGGUCAGAGAGGCAAAAGCAGAGGCCUGAGUCCUGUCAUCAUUACCCCAUAUACUGUGAAACUGUGUACGUGUUUGUGGAUAUGUGCUUGUGUUAACAGCGAGGCAGAUUCUUGUGCUGUUUACAAAAACACUCUUACAGGAUGAGCGAGGGACGGUGCUAUGCAGGAAUAACCAAAUGUCUACAGUACACAUGUGAGAGUGUCUCAAAGUACGCAGUAAACUCUAACUGGAAACACAUUCUGACACCACGAGGAUAAAAAUCUGCACACAAAUGCGUUUUAGCCAAAGCUCAUAUGGGGCGCACAAACACAGACAAGAGCCGAAUUUAAACAUGACUGAAACGACUUAAACCUGCUUUAGUAAAUACAUUAAACAGAGGUGAAGCAAAUGAUUGUCAAAGAGGAAAACCAUAAGUUCAUCACUUGAUCAAAAAAGCAGCUGGACUCGAGUAAGACUUCCAUGGCUCUUCUUCUUACUCAGUCUGCUCUGUAACACUGCCAGAGCUCGUAACUGUGUUGUGGUUUGUAGUCGCUUUGUGUCUGUUUUCUUUAAUUUGGUAGAUGUCCCUAUCACAGCUCUUUGCAUAUUUUGACCUCCUUGCUACUUCUCCCUCCUUUCGUUUUUUCUCUACUGGUGAAAAGUCAGGCAUCAACCACUUAUCUACAGCAUUAAAACAUCCCCAUGUAGUUUACUGUUGCUUAUAACAUUUUUGCCACAGUGUCGACAGGCAGACAGGAACUGGAAUUCCCUCUGAUAUUUUUAUCUCAGUGUAUUUAGUGAGAAAAUUAUAUUUAUUGUAACAUAGAGUCACAUUUACUCAUUUAAAAUCAUGAUAACUCACAUAAAGUUACACGUAGUCACAUCAAAAACUUUACCUAGAGUCAGAGAAUAACUAAGUCUUAAGUAAAAAAAAAAGUUAUUUAAAAGUCUUCUUCUAUUUCUUCUUCAUCAUUAAGUCACAUGGAGUCGUAUUCAUACUCAGGACUUAAACGUUAUAAGUGAAGAAAACAGAGCAUCAAGCAUUUCUCAAGAGUGGCAUUAGAGAUCUUGACCUCCCAAAGAGUAAAUAUUGGACCUGAAAUCCACCUACAAAUGAUUUCUGCAUUUUUGCCCCAUGUUUAAAUAAAGUACUUUAAACACCAGGGUUGUGUUUACAGCCUGUGGCACCACCAUUAAGGUACCAAAAGUCAAAUAUGGCGUGCUAUAACAUGUUUUCCUGGAUACUCCUGUCCUCAGAAAUGAUGUUUGGAUUAUACUAAACUAUUUUCCAAAUCACAUUGUGUUGACAAUGUAAUCACUGUCUGGUUUAUGUUCAACAAAGCAGAGACUUUUGGGAUUCUCCACUGAAAUAACAGGAUCUUAAAAAUAUUUUCAACAUUCUUUAAUGUCUUUGUCAUGAUCUCAGCUGAGAUCUCAACUGAAAACACCAAAACAAAAUCAGUAAUAAAGCUAUCGUGUUCAUUUAUUAAAAAGUGUUUUACUCUCUUUAGUAUAAACGGUAGCCCUGAAUUUAACAGUGUCUGAAAACAUGGAUAUACAAUGAGCAAAUUUGUUCACUUAAGAGUAGAGUCACUGAUUAAUAAUCAUCAAUGUUACCGGUGUAUAAAUGUCUUGACUUAGCCUUCUCAUUUGGUUGUCAGAAGAUCAGCUAAGUCUUUACUCAUUAUGAACUCUGAUCUAUUUUUGUAAUUUUUCUGUUUCCAAAAAAAAGAAAGAUAGGACAAGAGUCUGCAACAGAGCAAAGAUCUUAAUGGUCAAGUUUACUGAAAACAACAAACCGAGCAUAUGAUUCGGCCUGGUUUUGCCAGUUCUCCAGAAAUUAAAGUAACAAGGACUACUUCAAAUAUGUUUUUUUUUAUCAUUAUCUGUGUCAUUAGCAUCAGCAUGGCUCUAUAUUUUUUAUUCUAUUUCUACAAAAGAUGACAAGUACUGCAAUUCUUUGCAAUGUGCAUGUUUUUAUUUCCAUGCAUUUGUCUUCAAAAUAGGAAAACAUAAUCACAGAGAUUUUUCAGGGGAAUGGCAGGGCGUUUUUUUCCAUGUUGUUCCAUGUUUCCACCAAGAUUUACAAUGUCUUCAUGGAGAAACUCCAGGCUGAGAAAAUACCAAGAAAAGGUGCGCCACCUUAAAAAGAAACACUGUGUAAGCAUCCUGAGUGUCUUGGCAAACUUGUCAGUGGUUCCACUUGGUGUGAAUCUUGCAAUUUUGUGUUAUCAAACACUGAUUAAGCAGAAUGGGCUUUUCUUAUUGUUCAGCUGAGUGGACGAGCUCAGACAUGACACGCAGGAUGUAAUAUGAACAAGUUUACCUCCGGCAGCAAUCGCAGGCAGUGUGAAGGGAUUCCCCUGGCACUGAACAGGUGGCAGGGUGUGUGUGUGCUGCUGCUGUGUAAGGAAAAAUGCAUGUAUCAGAUAUUUGAUGUUCACUGUCUGAAUAAGCCCCGAAUUGUUUAAUUUGAUGCUGUUGGUUAAAAGAAUUCCUCCCCGGGUAUCGGUGCUAACAUGUAAAACCAAGAUUGUACACUUGAGCUUAAUGUGGCAUCCCUCAAGGCUCUUUUUUAGGGCCUCUUUUGUUUCCAAAAAGACACCCCCCUCCCUUCUUGUUGGCUUUAUUUCUAAGAAAUACAGCCUUUCAUAUCAUGUGCUGACGACUACAGUUUGACUAACAGUUUCAUCUUACAGUGCCCACUUUGCUAUCAAAGGUCUCUCUAACUUCAAACACCACUUUUAUUUAUGGGUUUCAGUACUGUGUACAGUGAGUGAAUUGGUGUCCUUAAAAAAAGGUAAAAGUAAGGUGAAAUUUCAAGACAGAAAAGUGUUUCCCCUCACAGAUUGAAUCCAAACUUAUGUUUGUUGUGUUUGGCUCCUUUUACUCCCUCACCAGCAGAGGCUGCUGCCUGCUAAUUUGCACAAUUGGGUCAAAUCUCAAUGUGGUCAUUGAUGGUUCAUUACAUUUUAAUCAGACAGUCAGUUUUUGUUGGCAAAGUCUUAAAACCAAAACCUCUGCCAAAAUGCAGACGCAAUAGAACAAAAAUGCAUAUUUCCAGCAGGCUAUUGGCUUUGACCCACACAGGGUCCAACAAAUUAACCUUUUUUGUUUUCAUAUCUAAACUUUAGCUUAAAUGUUAUUAAAAAUUAAGUUGACUUUGACUUUACGUGAAAAUAGUACUCCUUGUCAAACGUACUGAAAGGGUCAAAUAUUUCCAAGAAAACAAUAAAACACAACACAGCACACGUACGUUUGUUGCAUCCACCCUCUUGGUCCUGGCAGGGUUUACAUAGCGUGGUCCCAAAUUACCUGAACUGGUUUGAGGCCUGGUAGUCUGAGACAUCUGGGUCAUGUCAUAGAUUAAAAUUCACCUCUGCAUGACCCAUCAAAGCCAAAAAGACCAAAAGCGUAAAGACUGACUGUGUUUAUACAGUAGUUUUUUUAAUGCCUGUAAUUUGUUGGAUGUUUCCUUCAGGAUUCUGCGUUUCCCGUGGCAGAUGACGGAGGAGAAAGUUCGAAGAGUCCUGCAGGAGGCCUUCAGUGUGUGGAGUGAAGUGACUCCUCUGACAUUCAGAGAGGUUAUCGCAGAAAAAGCCGACAUCAUCAUCGACUUCAACAGGUAAGACAGAGUCAUGUCAUGUAAUUAACGGUAUGUACUCAUGUGGUGUAACUUCUUCUGAUCUUCUUUCAAAUGAAGGAGGGCUAGUAGGUCUUCUUACAGUGCAUCAGUUACACUUCAAUUGAGUGUAAUAACGCCUACAUGUAUUGUUCCUGUCAAAUGAACUGAUGAGUAAAUAUAUAAGUUUUCACUGGAGGAAGAGCAAUCAUCUUCAUCAUAGUGAAAAUAAGGUAAAGGAAAAUGAGGUUAAAAAUAAAGACCAUAUAAGCUGGAAAAUAAAAUGCCAUAGCUAACCUCAGAAUAACAGUUGAAAAAUGAUAUAACCAGAAAAAAACAUUUAGCAUUUGCUCAUUUAUUUAAAAAUGGCUUCACCAGCAAAUUUAUUGGCUGACUGUGAUAAAUUUCACAGGGAGGGGGACUUACCUGGGAUCUAACAUCCAGCGCAAGGUGUGUUUUGUGUAGAAAAGCCACACAGUAAUUUUUUUUUUACUUUUCAUGAUGGGAUUCAUGUUUGCAUCACGGAAUACAGUUUUCAUUGUGCAUUAGUACCAUUCUGGCAACUAGUCAUAAUAAGUAUUUGUAAAACCCCUGGUAUCUAAUGCUCUCUGUAGAACAAGAGAUUCAGACGUUCUGGACAUCAUCAUUGGGAAGUGAGUCUAGCAGGGUGCAACUUACAAUACUAAUGUAGACUGCAGUUUUUGUUUAAAUCUUUAUUGAUAUUUUGUUGGGUUGUGUUAAUAUUUGUUUAAUUUAAUAUGUUUUCCGGUGGAAAAUUUUGUAAUUUUAGUCAUCCAUCACAGGGUUAGACACUCUACAGAUGACAAAAUGUGUUCACAUUGUAAUCCAGAAAUAAAAUAAAAUAAUAAAAGGAUAUUUCUGGGGGCAAAUAAAUGGAAUCAGAUGAAAAUUAUAAAAAUGAAAUAUAGCCUUGGAGCUGUCAUCCAGCUAAAAGCCACAGAGUCCACAAUUAAGGCCACAUAUAGCUGGUUUUUAACCACCAAUGACUUACAGUGACUUAUUUUUAUUCUUAAAGUAUUCUUGGUAAAUAACAAGUUUCUUCAUUCAAACCAGAUUUGGGGAAUUUUUGAUAGUUUGUCAAAUCUAUCCUGUAAAGGGGAAACUGUCGUACAUUAGACUGAUGCCGUACUUUUGGUCAGAAAGAAAAACCUGGUUUUGUGGGGGAUGGAGGACUCGUUGUCUGCAUAUGUAACCACUGAUUAAAAGAACGCUGUAAAUACAGACCCACAGUCAGCAGCCUCCUGUUUUCCAGAUGAUCUCUGUAUCUGACAUAUAAAUCUUUGGAUCCUUUUGUUAAAGUGACCUGGGAAAAACAAAAUGAGGUGUUUCCCUGCCAAGCCCAGCAGCAGAUUACAACCUGAGUGAACACAACACAGGACUUGUUUGGCAGGGUUUUUUAACAGGCAGCCUGCAGCUACAUUUUUAUCAGCUCAGAUUAGUCCUUUUGGCAUUUGGCACAUGGUAUUUCCAUGUCAUGACAACUCUCCUGUUUCACGGGGCUGCAUUACGUUAGACUUUCAUAACUACUACUGUCAACUCCUUGUUUUUUUUUGGGACCAGGCCUUCAUUGGUUACUCUCAUAGCUUUCGUAACAUUCACUUGCAAAACAAAGUUCAAGGUCAUGACUGUUUUGCAACUUUUUCUCUCUUUCAGUUUCAUACUUGUAGCUAGAUUCCCAACGAACUGAGCACAUAGAAACAUUUAAGAUGCACAAUGUUGUAUUUACAAGAAUGCUCGCCAUAAAAGGACUGCUUGUGCAGGUACUGGCAUGGGGACAGCUUACCUUUUGAUGGUCCUGGAGGAAUCCUCGCCCACGCCUUUUUCCCCAGAACCCACAGAGAAGGAGAGGUUCACUUUGACUAUGAUGAGCACUGGAUAUAUGGAAACGAUGUGGGUGAGUGAAUCUGAGAUGCUUUCAGGCGAACAGAGCUUUGGAUUUCUUGGUUUUAAGGAUUUUUAUUCUAAGUUGCAUAACCUUCCUUUCUUUUUCUGUCCUUUUACUCUGGUUAGGCACCGAUCUCCUGCAGGUGGCGGCUCAUGAGUUUGGUCACGUCCUGGGCCUGCAGCACUCCCUGGAGCCUGAUGCGGUGAUGAAUCCUUUCUACAGCGACUCCUACCCUCUGAUGCUGAGCGAGGACGACAAGAGGGGCAUCCAGUAUUUGUACGGCCCGUCUCGGUAUGCACCCCCUGAUAUUACCGAGACCAAUGAGAUUGACAUUGGGAUGGUAAGCCAAUGAAAAGAGACACUUUUACACACUUUCACAUUUUGAAACUGUGUUGUAUCUGGAGACAGAAAUAAGCCCUGAUUUGUGUGUUGUUUCUCAGCCAGAUGCCUGCAGGACAAGCUUUGACGCAGUGUCCAUGAUUAGAGGAGAGCUGUUCUUCUUCAAGUCUCGCUACGUUUGGCGUAUACGCGAUGGGCAGCUGCAAGCCGGCUAUCCAGCCUUGGCUUCACGCCACUGGAGAGGGAUUCCCGACCAUAUCGAUGCUGCAUAUGAAGACAGGACUGGGAACAUCUGGUUCUUCCAAGGUUGGUCAUUCCAUAGAGGCAAACUUGAAAAGGCUCCAUUCGUAGAAACAGAUAAAGCAAAUCAAGAGGGUAUGAGGAAAACUUUCAAAGUACGACAUUUUUAAGACUUUUGGCUAUCAUCUCAAAAGGCAAUGAUGGCCAAUAAAUGAACUAGCCUUGAGAGACUUUUCCUUGAGCCCUGCACUGUUUACAGCCCUGAAGAGCGAUGAUGUGUUCGGGUCAGAAGCAAAUCCAAAUUGGGUCACUUCUCAUCAACAUCAGAUGACAUUCCGCUGAGUAGAGCCUUGUCAUCUGUUUGUAGGCGAUCUUAGAUUCAAGUAGAUAGGUACGGUAGAUAAGGCAGAGGCUUAACCCUGUCUGACAGUUCAUCUGUGUCUGGUGAGUCUCUGUUUCGCUACACUCUGGAUCAAUGUUCAUCUUUUUUUGGUGAGUCUCAGUUUCAUUGUAAAUAGUGAGUCACAGAGGCUUCCUUCAGCAGUCUGAACCCGAAACUGAAAAUUAUCUUCUUGUGAUUUUAUCGCCACUAACAGCUCCUCAGUUUGCUGAAAUAACAUCAUGAUGCCGAUUAGUAAAAGUCAAAAGCCAAGCUUUGUCAGGUCAGAUCCAUAAUUUCUAAAGCAUGUAGGGAAGUCAGGAAAUCUGAACACAGAUUGUCUUUCGUGACUCAGCACCAAGCAGGUAAGUGUCUCAGUGUAAAUGUUUGAUCUAGAACAGAUUGUUAGCUGACCUUUGUGCAGAUAUCUGUUCAUACAGAGAGAGAAAUCCUACUCAGAUUACUAACAACAGGAACUAGGACGUCAGUAAUGAUGGAUUAUGUUCCUCCUGCUUUUGCUCUCCAUACAGACGUUUUUUUGCCUGCUGACACCUGAUCAAUUAAUGCUCUUUGAGCAUAAAACUAACAACAAGAAAAUCUGACCGUUCUCCUGAUACAAGCGUUCUAUCCUGAAUUAUGACAUCUGAAUAGAGACAGGUCUGCAUGUCAGCUCUGAUUUGUAUCUUUAUUUCCUGGACUAGGUGAUAACUACUGGGUGUUUGAUGCUGAGAGGAAGAUCACAGGCCCGGAUUCAGUGCAGCAGCUGGGUCUCCCUGUAACAGAUGUCCAGGCAGCUCUGAAGUGGGAAGAAAACCAUGUUGAGAAAGUCUACCUCUUCAAAUCUGCAUCUUACUGGUCCUUCAAUCCUCAGCAGAACCGCGUGGACAGUAUCCAUCCGCUUAGCAUCCAUAAUUGGGAAGGAGUGCCCAGCCGGAUUGAUGCAGCCUUUCGGGAUGGAUAUGGUGAGGACUCUUCGGUAUUAUAACCUGUUUGGUUGUUCCCUUUUUGAUCAGGAUGUUACUCAUUGUUAUUUGUUUAACACCCUGACAGGAUACGCCACAUUCAUCAGCGGGUUACGCUACUGGAAGUUUGAUCACGUGGCACUUAAAGUGCUUGAAGGCUACCCCCGAAGCAUUGGCAUGGACUUCUUUGGCUGCUCUGCAUAAAUGUUUCCGUUCAGACUCAGCUGCUGCUGCACAGAGCAUCAGUUUGAUUUUCAGCUUUAUCCACCCUGUUAAACUGCAGCUCACAAAAAAAUCCUUCAGAUGACUGAAACCCCCAAAUAUGACAACUAACUCAUGGCAAAGACACUGAGCAUAAGUCAGUCACCCAGCAGUAUAUAAACUACCGGACUGUUUUCUCAAUUUAUGGGCCUACCAACAGCAAAAAGUCACCAUAGCUACGCCUCUACACACAUUGGGAAAUAGUUAAAGUUUGUUCAAAUUCAGGCAUCAAAAAUACUUGGUUGAGCUUACAAUGGGUAUGCGUACAUUAUCAGUGUUCUCCAUAGAUAGAUGAUACCUUAAAGCUGCCUACAUAUAUUUUCAGCCCCUAACGCAUCUAGUUUACAGCUUUUUUUUAAUCUGCCGCAACCAAUCAAUGACAUAGACAGUCUCUCUUUCAGUGCUCCCCUCUUUUUGUUUGUUCUUAUAAAGCUUUACCUCCAGACAAGUUUUUGGCACAUUGAGAUCAGUCCUGAUUUCUUCAUAAAACUUCUUCAAUUGUUCACAAAGUCCAGGUUCAGCACUACUAACAUCUGCAGAGCUUCUAGUAUCAGCUACACCAGAUACAUGCCAGGUACAUGCAAAAAUAGAAACAUUGACUUAAAUCAAAUUAAUCUUGUUCAUGGUUCAACAAGAUCAAGUAAAAACAAUUUCCUAGUAAAGGAUAAAACAAAAUUAACAAAAAAAAAUGUUAUUGAAAGCUCCUAUGAAGUGUUUUGUCAGGUUUGUGAAAUAGACUGAAAUGCAAUUUGAUGUCUUUUCAUGGUAUCCAUGGUUUAAAAUAGCAAACAAGACCAUCAGCACAAUACUGAUGAUUUUUAUUUUGUCAUUUUUACCGUUGUGAGGGGCGAGGUGUCUGUCAAGAAAGGAACAAACCUGUUUUUAUAAUUUCCACAUAAAAUAUUCACAAUAAAUGAUACAUUUAACUGCCAGAAGUCAGCAGGGCGAGAUAUUUUGUCACUAUUCAACAUUAAAGCGUUCAGAGGGAAGGAUCAGUAAAGCCUGCUUUGUCCACAGGGGGCGCCAAAAUCACCACAAACCAAAAGUUACUCACAGGAGCCUUAAGGUGACUCACCUCACAGCAAAGGUGCUAUGACACAGAGUUCAACAACUCUCCAAUCCUUCCAGUAAUGUGAGUGUUCACUGUCUACACUAAGCGCCCGUUCCCCUUACAGAGUUGCAAGUUAGGCUGUUCAACUCACCGUUCACCAAAAUAAGAGCUCGUUCAGUACAAGAGGUCAUUUUACCUCGUUCGUGCACAUGAUGAGUGAGUUUGAGUUUGGAUGGUUCAAUGAGAAUAUGCAGCCUGUGGGCAGCAGCCUUCAGAGAUUUCACACUGGCUCUGAAGUGACUGUCUGUAAAAACUUAAACUGAUUUUUUCCAGCACAAAGCAGCAAAAUCAUAGACAGACAUUUAUCUUAGCGUUGAUUUUGGGGCAUUUUUAGGCUCGGUUUAUGUGACUGAUGUGACGGUCAGUACUGAAAGUCAAACUGAGUCGAUCCAGCUCCACUGCUUUCUCUGAACUUCCUGCAGCAUGUUGAGAGUGAAUGAACCAUUGUGCUAUGUCUCUGAAUAUACAGGUGCUAUUUAAGGUUCUGUAGGCAAUGUAACCAGUACCUCAUUUAUUACGCUAAUUAUAAAAUAUCUGUACUUUUCACUACAUGUACUCUUUGGUGCAUUUUGAUAGAGCCAUGAACUGUCUUCAUUCUCUGUUGUAGAGCUUUGUCUCAGUCCUCUGAUUACUGUGUCUUCGUUAGAAAAGCACUGAAACUUUAAAGUGGUCCGAUAGAGGCCAUGUGGGUCAGUCCUGAUCAGAGCAGUGAGACAGAGCUGGACGAUGGUUUGAUUUACUGUACAUUUUUAUAUUUGUAUUGUUUGUGUUUUUGGUGUUACUGUCUCUAAUCAGUGCUGGACACUGAUUAUGCCUUCUCUUGUAAAAUAAGUCCUGAUGUUUCUGCAGAAAGUUCAAGUUAGUUCUUGACAUGUCAAACAAAGAGAUCCACUCUGAUGUACCUGACACAUUUAUUGAUCUAUCUGCGUUUAUAUGCGUUUUUUUUAUAAGUCAGCACAUGUAAUUCUUGUGUGAAGUUUCUAUCAAGUUUUUUUAACAAUAAAAACUUUUUUUUGUA